AUGUGCCGGGUCGUCUCGUGGUGCUGGGACGUGGUCAGGUACAGCACGCGGGCCGUUCACAGCAAUGAAGAAUUUGCCGUGUCCAAGCGCGUGCUGGACGUGGGUGACGGCAUUUGUCCUGCGCAUGAUGCGCUCGACAAAGUUGUGCCCACUGUCAACUGGCGAGAUGCCGUUGAUGUUGCAAGUAAGCAAUGUGAUGGACGUGAUGGGUUGGGUGCGGUUUGA
Messenger RNA from Aphanomyces invadans, 225 nucleotides. RefSeq lists its product as hypothetical. NCBI's taxonomy places the organism in Eukaryota, Oomycota, Saprolegniomycetes, Saprolegniales, Verrucalvaceae. Bases 1 to 225 code for a protein of 74 amino acids. The record is from RefSeq and is a predicted model, not a curated record. The transcript is spliced from 2 exons.